This is a messenger RNA of Neoarius graeffei (lesser salmon catfish), 1665 nucleotides long. RefSeq names its product transmembrane p24 trafficking protein 10 (gene tmed10). Lineage: Eukaryota; Metazoa; Chordata; Actinopteri; Siluriformes; Ariidae. Gene Ontology annotation, biological process: Golgi organization; intracellular protein transport; endoplasmic reticulum to Golgi vesicle-mediated transport. The record is from RefSeq and is a predicted model, not a curated record. Gene Ontology annotation, cellular component: endoplasmic reticulum; endoplasmic reticulum-Golgi intermediate compartment; COPII-coated ER to Golgi transport vesicle. The coding region runs from base 37 to 678 and encodes 213 amino acids. The transcript has 5 exons.
GGUGACGCAUGCGCAGUGGCGGCCUGGCUGUGUUGGAUGAUUCGGCCUGAAGCAGCUAUGGCUCGGCUCUGUGUGCUCCUCCUGCUGCCGGUCGUCUUUCACUCCGUGGCGGCCAUUUCGUUCUUUUUACCGAUUCGGACGCGGAAAUGUCUGAAGGAGGAGAUCCACAAAGACGUCCUGGUGACCGGGGAGUACGAGAUCAGCGAGCAGGCCAACAGCAAAGUCAACCUGAAGAUCACAGACUCGUCUGGUCACAUCCUGUACUCUAAAGAGGACGCCACCAAGGGCAAGUUCGCCUUCACCACCGAGGACUACGACAUGUUCGAGGUCUGCUUCGAGAGCAAGUCUCAGAUGGCUAUCGGGCGAGUUCCUGAUCAGCUCGUUAAUCUGGAUAUGAAGCAUGGAGUGGAGGCUAAAAACUAUGAGGAGAUUGCGAAGGUGGAGAAGCUGAAGCCCCUGGAGGUGGAGCUGAGGCGUCUGGAGGAUCUCUCCGAGUCCAUCGUUAAUGACUUCGCCUACAUGAAGAAGAGAGAGGAGGAGAUGAGGGACACCAACGAGUCGACGAAUACGCGUGUGCUGUACUUCAGCGUGUUCUCCAUGUGCUGUCUGAUCGGUUUGGCCACAUGGCAGGUUUUCUACCUGCGUCGCUUCUUCAAAGCCAAGAAGCUCAUCGAGUGAAGAGAGAAAACUCAACAGAGCUGCCAAUCACACACCAAGAAGCCCCGCCCCCACCUUCAUUUUACACCAUUUAGUUUUUUAAUUUCCCUGUGCGCGUUCAGGAGCUGACGGUGGGCGGAGAUGUCAUGGCGGCCAUGUUCAUGUUCCACUGUCGUUUUUGAAAUGAACUCAAUUAAUAAUAAAAUGACAUGUUUAUUCCCUUCUGCAUAUUUUUUUUAAAGUCUCAGUCCUGAGUGUCACUCGUUUCCUGUCCCAGUAUUUUUGGAAGGGGGCAAAUAUUUUGUACAUCUGUAGUUUUUUCUGCAUGGUUCAUUCACUCGCGUUCUGUUUUUCAUCUACAGAAUGUUCUACUUAAGCUCCGCCCCCAUGCUCUCAAUACUACAUUAAUUAUAUUACGUUCCUGAAGAAGCUGAUACGAUGGCGAGAUUUACGACGGUAAAUAAUCUGACGAAACCCUGAGAGUGUGGGCCGGACUCGUACAGGUAGCUGGAGUUUAAACUCGAGUCCGUUUUUUUAAUCCAGGUCGUUUGGCUUCUCUUUCUCUCUCUUUUCUUCCACCUGUGUAUUUUCAUAAACUCGUCUCUUCAGGAGUAAAUAUGGAAUGUCGACAUUCACCCAAAAGCAGAACCCUGAUGUGUGUUUUGUGAAGGAUGGUGUAACGUGAAGGAACCCAUCGUCUGGGUUCAGAUCUUCUGCUCUGGUUUUUCUGCUUUCAUGAGUUUUUCUUGCACAGUGACCGGAGGAGAGGGUUUUUUUUUUUUUUUUAAUUUUAUCUCCAUCUCUGACUUGGUUCUCCUCUCGGUCAUGCUGUGGUUUGGUUUGAUGUUUGUGGUGGAGCUCGUUUCAGGGUGACGGGUUAUUUGAUUUUGGAUUUUAUCCUUCGUCAGUCGGGAGCUGCGACUCAUCACUGAUGGUUUAUUGAGUUUUGUGGCAGUUUGCUUAUUGUUAAAGUUGAAUUGUCAUUCAAUAAACUUUGUUACUUAACAA